This is a messenger RNA of Gopherus flavomarginatus (Mexican gopher tortoise), 1397 nucleotides long. It is a transcript of the gene ATP4B, whose product is annotated as ATPase H+/K+ transporting subunit beta. Gene Ontology annotation, biological process: intracellular potassium ion homeostasis; sodium ion export across plasma membrane; intracellular sodium ion homeostasis. The transcript has 7 exons. Gene Ontology annotation, cellular component: sodium:potassium-exchanging ATPase complex. Gene Ontology annotation, molecular function: ATPase activator activity. The record is from RefSeq and is a predicted model, not a curated record. Lineage: Eukaryota; Metazoa; Chordata; Testudines; Testudinidae. Bases 1 to 867 code for a protein of 288 amino acids.
AUGGCAGCUUUAAAUGAAAAGAAGACCUGCAGCCAACGGAUGGAAAAUUUCAACCGUUUCGUAUGGAAUCCAGAUACAGGGCAGUUGAUGGGAAGGACCUUGAUUAAUUGGGUGUGGAUCAGUCUGUACUACGUUGCUUUCUACAUAGUGAUGACUGGGCUGUUUUCACUCGCCAUAUAUUCCUUAAUGAGGACAAUCAAUCCAUAUACACCGGACUAUCAAGAUCGAUUAAAAUCACCAGGAGUGACAUUACGUCCGGAUGUCUAUGGUGAAGGAGGAUUAGAAAUUUAUUAUAACGUCUCUGACAAAAACUCCUGGGAGAAAUAUGUAACAACUCUUCACAAAUUUCUUUCAGCAUAUAAUACAACUGCACAACAUGCCAACAUCAACUGCACAAGUGAGAAAUACUUCUUUCAAAAAUCAUUCCUUGGUCCAAACAAAACAAAAUACUCCUGCAAGUUCACAUCAGAUAUGCUUGAAAACUGCUCUGGCCUGGCAAAUUCCACUUUUGGAUUUCCAGAAGGAAAACCAUGUUUAAUUAUAAAAAUGAACAGAAUUAUCAAUUUUCUCCCUGGCAAUGGCACUGCACCAAGGGUGAGCUGUACAGCUCAACAUGAUGAUUUCAGCCCACUUGAACUACAAUAUUACCCAGUCAAUGGCACCUUUAACCUUCACUACUUCCCAUACUAUGGAAAGAAAGCACAGCCCACCUACAGCAAUCCUUUGGUAGCAGUGAAAUUUCUCAACAUUACAAGGAAUGCAGAAGUUACUGUUGUGUGCAGAGUCAUUGGAACUGGAAUUACCUCAGAUAACCCUCAUGAUCCAUAUGAAGGAAAAGUGGAGUUCAAAAUGAAAAUACAAGAUUAGGUAUUACUGGUACAAACCAAGACAUUUCAGAAAAGUGGGUGUGGUAUGAAAAGUGACUUAAAUGUCAUCACAUUAUUUUAUAUUUAUUUUUUUCCAUGAUUUCCAUAAAAAAUUUGCUCAGAUUUCAGUUUAACAAAAGACAUUUUGUAAAUACCAGUACUGAAAUAUCUUCCGGCCAUCUAAAAAUCAAGAUAUAAUUUACAAUAGAUGAAGCAAGGUAGUAAUUUUUCUUGAUGUAUACACAGAAUUUGCUCUUCCAUGGCUACUGUAUGUUGGUGCUUUAGCACAAAUACUAUUACGAAAUGAAUUUCCUCUAAAUUGAGCAUAUAUGACUCACGAAAAGCAUGGACAGAGUACCCAGAUGUCGAUUUUAGUCACUUUUCUGGUCACAACUAAUAAUUAUUCUUUACUAGGCCAUUGUAGAAACAAUUCAAUUGCUGCAAAAACGCAUUAAUACCCUGAUGUUUUGAAAUACUAGCUUGCAAUGUAAUUUCAUUACACAUUAGUUUUAUCCACUUAGUAUAAAAUGU